Liolophura sinensis is the source of this 1383-nucleotide messenger RNA. Its product is annotated as voltage-dependent anion-selective channel protein 2-like. The coding region runs from base 89 to 937 and encodes 282 amino acids. Gene Ontology annotation, molecular function: voltage-gated monoatomic anion channel activity. The record is from RefSeq and is a predicted model, not a curated record. Lineage: Eukaryota; Metazoa; Mollusca; Polyplacophora; Chitonida; Chitonidae. Gene Ontology annotation, cellular component: mitochondrial outer membrane. The transcript has 8 exons. Gene Ontology annotation, biological process: monoatomic anion transmembrane transport.
GUCCACCGUGUUCAGCAAAGGAAGCCCCUGUACAUCCCUUCUUGCUGCUUUAGAGGUUGUGUCGGACGAGCCGUCACGUUGAACUAAAAUGGCCCCACCAUCAUAUUCUGACUUAGGCAAGUCAGCCAGGGAUCUUUUUAACAAGGGAUACAAUUAUGGUCUUUUCAAGUUAGAAUGCAAAACAAAAACUGAAUCUGGUGUCGAGUUCACGACUAGCGGUAGUUCAAGUAGCGACACUGGAAAGGUUGGAGGAAGUUUAGAAACAAAGUACAAAUGGGCGGAGUACGGGUUAACAUUUACAGAGAAGUGGAACACAGAUAACGUUCUUGCCACAGAGAUCCAGAUUGAAGAUCAGAUUGCUAAGGGUCUCAAGCUCUCCUUUGACACAUCUUUUGCUCCACAAUCUGGGAAGAAAAGUGGAAAAAUUAAAUCUGCCUUCAAACAAGACUAUGUCAACCUGAACUGUGAUGUGGACUUUGAUUUUGCUGGGCCAACGAUACAUGGGGCUGGAGUGCUAGGAUACAAUGGAUGGUUAGCUGGUUACCAGAUGUCAUUUGACAGCGCCAAGUCCAAGCUUACAAAGAGUAACUUUGCAGUUGGUUACACAGCUGGAGAUUUCACCCUUCACACCAAUGUGAAUGAAGGAACAGAGUUUGGAGGCUCCAUCUACCAGCGUGUUAACAGUGAUUUGGAGACGGGAGUUAGCCUCUCAUGGGCUGCUGGCACAAAUGUCACUAGAUUUGCCCUAGGCGCAAAAUAUACAGUUGAUAAAGAUGCUUCAUUCAGUGCAAAGGUGAAUAACUCCAGUCAGAUAGGUCUUGGAUACACACAAAGACUCAGGGAUGGUGUGAAGUUAACUUUGUCCAGCUUAAUAGAGGCCAAGAACUUCAACCAGGGAGGACACAAGCUAGGUCUGGGUCUAGAUUUGGAGGCAUGAGAAUAAUCUGUAUUAUAACUAGGUGAUUAUUUCUUCCCUCCUGUAAAUUAAACCAUGUGCACCAGGUGAAAGUUUGCUAUGAGGAUUUCACAUGUAUAAUAGAUGUGAUUUUUUUUGUCAUAAGUAAAUAAGCGGUUCAUCAACAAGGUAGUAUUCGGACUGUGUGUGAUAUAGCCUUUGGAUCUGGUCAUUUGUUUUAUCUGAACAGUGGGGGUGAGCUAUAUCUGAUGUGGGCCUUGUCUGUAAAAUAAGAAAUGAGCUUGUCGAGAUUUAUAAACUUAGUCUUUACUGUGUUGUGUAUAUUAUUUGACCCUCAUGUUUUUGAGGAAGCAUUGCCUUGCAGUAGCAGAUAAUGGAAAUGAACAGAGUUACUUAGAUAGGCAUUGGCGUGCAAACUUCAAACAUAACUGCAGUUUUAUCUUGAAUAAAACCAUCGGUAACCUGAA